Messenger RNA from Drosophila nasuta, 2575 nucleotides. It is a transcript of the gene zf30C, whose product is annotated as zinc finger protein 30C. The transcript has 5 exons. NCBI's taxonomy places the organism in Eukaryota, Metazoa, Arthropoda, Insecta, Diptera, Drosophilidae. The record is from RefSeq and is a predicted model, not a curated record. Gene Ontology annotation, cellular component: nucleus. Gene Ontology annotation, biological process: regulation of gene expression. The coding region runs from base 164 to 2575 and encodes 803 amino acids.
AAGUGUAGAACGCAAGUAGUUAAAUUUUUUCACAGUGCUGCUGCUGCACAACAACAAAUACGCAAAAUACUUGCGCCUAAUUUUUAAAUUUUUUGCGGCUAAUAAGUAAAGCAAAGUACACAUACAUAUGUAAAAGCAAAAAAGAAAUUAUACUACAACAAAAAUGGCUGCCCAAACGAUUGGCCAGAAAAUGCUGGUGGAAAUUACUACAGACGGCGUUCCCAAGUUGCAUUGUCCUGUCUGCAACAAGGCGCUCGUCUCGCUGGCCGGUUAUGUGAAGCAUGUGAAAAAACAUGAGCCGCCGGGAGGAUUUCAGUGUCGUCACUGCGAUGCCCACUAUUGCCAUGAGAAUGAACUGAAGGAGCAUGUGAAGAGCACACAUGGAGCAUUAAGCUGCCGCCUCUGCUUGGGCGAUGAAGUGCUGUUUAACAGCAAGGCGGAGUUGGAUGCACAUGUCGAGGAAGCGCAUCAAGAUCGCAAGUUUAAUGUGUGUGUGGUCACUGCCGACAAGCCUUUUAAGUGUGAGAUCUGUGGCAAAAGCUUUUCGGAUCGUGAGAGCUGCCUAUCGCAUCAUUCCGAGCACAUUAACGCUUUGCCCGUCGAGUGCAAGUCGUGUGCACAACGUUUCUCUUGCCAAUCCAGUUUGACCAAGCAUCAGCGAAAGCAUCCCGACACAUGUGGUCGCCGUCAACGCACUUCCGCUCCAGCUGAGUCACCCAAUGAGGUCAAAAAGAAACGCGGCAGGCCAAGGAAAUGCAGCCAACCAGCAGUUGCUAGAGCAGUCAAAGCCGCAGUAGCUUCCUCGGGAGAUAGCGACGAUGACGUGCCGCUAGCUACGCGACUGAAAGUGCAGACGCCGAUGUUGAAGCAGGAGCCCAUUAGCAGCCAGGAGCUGAGCGAUUCCGCAGAAGAAUAUCCCGACUUUGAACCCAACAAUAGCGAUGACGACGCUGAUGCUAUGCAAUUUAAGCUGCCCACGCCAGCGAUGGUCAAAGUAGAGGCCAUUGAUCCGGACUUUGAGUACCAGGAUGCCAGUAACUAUGUCAAGGAAGAAAGCAGCGCUCACGAUAUCUAUAGCAAUGAGAAAGACAAGCUGCUGGAUGUGCUGCUUAGUCCCGAUGAGAGUCUUAAGCCAUUUGAGAGCCUCAAGGUGGAGCAUUCGACAGGAAUACUGGAUGAGAUUGCUGCAGUGCCUCUGGGUAAGCACAAUGGUGCCGAGCACCUGGAGGAGGAUGCGCUGGCGCUGUGGGAAACUGGAGCAGGCAGCUCCGACGAUGAUAAACAGCGAGAAUCACGCACAAAAUCGAAUGGCAAACGCAAAUAUCGCAAACGUGGCACAGAAACAUCGCCGUCGCCAGACCAAUCCUCGGCACCAAGGCGCGUGUCCAAGAUCUCCAAGAAGGAGCUGAAAGAACGCUUGAAGAUGCUGAAUAAAAUGGAGAAGACCUGGCAGUGUCCGCAUUGCGUGAAAAUCUAUCACAUACGUAAGCCAUAUGAAAAACAUUUACGUGACGAUCACAAGCUGAACGAGCAGGACAUCAAGGACAUAUUCAAGGAUGUGGGCGGACAUGCGGAACUUGAAGAAGAAGUUUUCAAAUGUAAAAUAUGCAGCAAAAUCUAUUUGGUGGAAAAGCGACUGGAAACCCAUAUGAAAGUCCACGGCAACGAUGGCAGCUUAACAUUCAAGUGUCCCUGCUAUUGCAAUCUGUUCUUCGCCAGCAAGGAACUGGCCACACAGCAUGCCCAUCAGCAGCACAAGGAGUUGCUAUACUGCGAGAAAUGUGACAAGUACAUGACGGGCCACGACAGUCUCAAGAACCACGAGAAGAAUUAUCAUGCCAAGAAGGAGCCACGUAAUUUGCCGCGUAAUCUCAUCUGCGACAAAUGUGGGAAGAAGUUCACGGGUCGAACUUCGCUCUCGGAUCACGUGCGCUCUGAUUGCGGCCGUGUGCCGCUCUAUGAGUGCACCAGCUGCGGCAAGCGGUUGUCUACGGCUGGCAUACUGAAGACGCACAUGCUGCUGCACCAAUCGGAGACGCCGUAUCAGUGCGACAAGUGCGGCAAGACGUUCAAGGUGAAGGCGCAGUACAAGUCGCAUCUGAAAACGCGGCACACCGACUACAAGCCCUAUAAGUGCCAUCUCUGUCCUAAAGAAUAUCCAUAUCGCGAGAGUCUGCUGACGCACAUGACUGUUCACACGGGCAUCAAGCGCUUCCUAUGCAACAAUUGCGGCAAACGCUUUACUUGCAUCUCCAAUCUACAGGCGCAUCGCAAGGUGCACGCUGACACCUGUGGCCAAUUGCCACUGAAUGCCAAGGCCACGGAAUACAUGGGUGUGCAGCGAGGCAAACUGCUAAUGGGUGCCAAACCGGAGGCGGGCAUGGAAUAUGAGGAGACGAAGACACUGAUUGCGCAGGAUGUUAUUGAUCGCGAUUUACCGAUGGCGCAGGAAUUGAAUUUUCCAUCCGAUGGCAUUGCGCCGCUGGCCACAGUGCCGCUCAACUAUGAUUCGUCGCAUCUGGUGCCGCACAUUGUGCUGCAGACGAUGCAGGCGGAGGCACGUAAUAAGAAUUAG